This is a messenger RNA of Adineta steineri, 642 nucleotides long. Lineage: Eukaryota; Metazoa; Rotifera; Eurotatoria; Adinetida; Adinetidae. The record is from the annotation of a GenBank genome assembly.
AUGGCAUCAACAGCAAAAAAUCUUGAUACUGUUCAAACAUUUAAAAUUCUUAUUAUUGGAGAUUCAGGUGUGGGAAAAAGUUCAUUAAUGGUUCGUUUUGUUGAUGAUAUUUUUACAGCUGCAUAUAUUACAACAAUUGGAGUAGAUUUUAAAAUGAGUACGAUUAAUGUUGAUGGACAUCAAUGUCGAAUACAAAUAUGGGAUACUGCAGGUCAAGAGCGUUUUCGUGUUAUUACAAGUACAUAUUAUCGAGGUGCUGAUGGUGUGAUUAUUGUUUAUGAUGUAACAAAUGGUGAAAGUUUUGCUAAUUUAAAAGAUUGGAUUACAGAAAUGGAACGUCAUUGUGAUAAAUCAGUCCCAAAAAUUCUUGUCGGUAAUAAAGAUGAUAAUGAUAAUGAAGCGGGUAAAGUUGUCUUAACUUCUGAUGCACGUGCAUAUGCUGAACAAAAAGGUUUACCAUUCUUUGAAACAUCAGCAAAAGAUAGUAAAAAUAUAGCUGAAGCAUUUAAUGAAAUAACCAGUCUUGCACUUAAACGACGUCUUAAUCAAUCGAAUAAUGGACAAACACCUACUGGUGGUACACGUAUUGGAGCAAAACGAACAGUAGUUGGUGGUACACCAAAAAAAUGUUGUGCUACGUGA